Messenger RNA from Saccostrea echinata, 2400 nucleotides. RefSeq names its product RING finger protein nhl-1-like. NCBI's taxonomy places the organism in Eukaryota, Metazoa, Mollusca, Bivalvia, Ostreida, Ostreidae. Gene Ontology annotation, molecular function: ubiquitin protein ligase activity; zinc ion binding. The coding region runs from base 1 to 2400 and encodes 799 amino acids. The transcript has a single exon. The record is from RefSeq and is a predicted model, not a curated record. Gene Ontology annotation, biological process: proteasome-mediated ubiquitin-dependent protein catabolic process; protein polyubiquitination.
AUGGAUCAAGUCACUACCUUGUCACUUUGCUCAGUAUGCCAGAACACUCUUCAAUCACCAAGGCGUUUGGUUUGCGGCCACGGCUUCUGCUUCACGUGCAUCAGAUCAUAUCUUGAAGAGUUUAAUGGAAAGUCGACUUAUCCUUGUCCGAAAUGUAAGCAUUGCAUAAAUGCUGACCCGGAAGUAGAUGAUACAUACAUCAAGUCCCUUCCGGAAGAUGAUGUAACACAGGAAUUUAUAUUAGCCAAAGAAAAAAACAUCGAAUGUAAGUUUCACCUCCGUGCUGAUAUAGACAGUUACUGCAAGACAUGUGUCGUGCCUUUGUGUGUUCUCUGUCGACAAGAAGGGCAUACCAACUGCGAAAUUAUCAGGCCUGGCGAACAGCUAAAAGAAGUAUUCGAAGAAAUUAAAGAUGUCUUAAUGAAGAAAUUGCGACAAAUGGUGUCAGAGUUUACGGACACUCAUGGUACUUUAUUGCCAAAAGGAAGACAACUCCUAAUGGAAAAAGAACAGACGGCGUUAGGUAUCUCGGAUUAUUUCUCAGAUCUUCGACAGAAAGUAACACAAUAUCUCCUCCAACAGGAACAGAAAGUCCAAGAGGAUUUAGAUCAUUUGGUGUCGCUAGAAAAGGAUCUUCUUGCAGAAGAUUUGAAAUUAUGUACGACAAUGUUAGAAGAUGUGGAGGAGAAGUCAAAGAUAUAUAAGAAAAUUUGCGAUGCCUCCGAUAAAAUUUGUGAAACAUCUAUGUUUCGAAUUUGUUCCGGAAUGAACCGACAUCUCAUUCAAAUGAAUUCCAUGAAAAACAAAUUCUUACUGGAUCCACCAGAAACACGUUUUAUCAUCAAUACUGAGCUGGAAGACGCCAUGACGUCAUCAGAUCUUAUAAAGAUAGAAGUUCUCAACACAAGACAGUACGACCAUCGGAAGGAUACUACUAUAGUCCACAACGAAGAAAGACCAAUUGAAGAAGUAACUGAAGAAAAUUCAAGCGAUGUUAACGACCAAGAUAGGACAGAUAACUCUAAUAGUUCAUCAAGUUCUGUUACAUCUGAGACCGAGAGCGAAUCUGACCAGGAAAACGAUGAAAUCACUGAGACUUGUCAUAAUACUGAACAAAACAACGUUUUUAUAGAAAUAAGCAACACCGAAGAACCACCGCCACCAUACCCAGGGAUUUUCUCAGAACAGAGUUCAAGGCAAACUCCUCAACAACAAGAGGAACCUAGAAUAUACCCAACUGGUGAUCAGACGAAGCCUGCUUUAUCUGACGUCAUUUCUGGGAGCUCACCGAGGCAAUUCCAUCAUCUCCGUCCUAUACCCUCAGCUCCGCUUCCAAAUUUGAUGGAUAGAACUGAGGGUAGUUCAUGGUCUACAGAAUCUGAGGACCAAGCUAGACCUCCUCGCUCACCGCAACCAGUUCGGUAUGCAAUCUCUGGCAGACCUCGGGUCUCUAGCGAACGAUCUCCUCAACCUCAGAGACGUCAUCAACACCACCAUCCUAAUCACCACCAAUCAGUGGACAGAACGCGAUCACGUGACAGACCAGGUACACGUCUUUGUCUACAAAUGUGUUGGAAAGCUUCUUCUACAGCAAUUGGAGAUAUGAAGCCACCAAGGAUAUUUGGACUCGCCUGGAUUGACCACGAGUAUCUACUUCUGGCAGAUAGAUGGAAUCACCGACUUAAGGUCGUUCACAGCAGUGGAAAUGUUGUUCAUGUUUUCUCUCUUGGGAAUUUCCAACCCUGGGAUAUCGCCAAUAUGCCUGAAAAGUACAGCGCCAUUACAGUUCCAGAUGCUAAGAUGAUUUAUAUUAUGUUUUUCAUAAAACCAGACCUUAUGAUUAAGAGAAAGAUAGCAACAAAGAAAGGUUACUCUGUUCUAACCUACAAUCCAGACGAUAGGACUUUUAUUGGAGCCACAUUGUCUCAGUUUUUUUCACCGCCCGGGAUCGACAUUCUGGACAGUGACGGCCGUAUAUUAACAUCUUGUUAUCCAGAAAAUACCGGAAGGACUUUCCUCUCGUACCCUCGUGGCAUUUCAAUGGUUGACGACAGGAUCAUGGUCACUGAUUUUCAGAAAAAGAGUGUGAUAUUCGUGAAAAUGUCGGGACGUGGGCACAUUUUCCAGAAAUAUCAAGGGACAGAGACCUUUCCACUUAGAGAGCCGAACGGGUUGGCUCUUAAUCCUCGUGAUCGAUAUGUUAUUGUAAUCGAUUCCCGCUCUAACCGCCUACAUGUAGUUUCUCCAUCCGGGCGAUUUUUGGGAAUGGUAGAAACGGAGCUAGACAAUGAUGAACCUUGCAAAGCAGCAAUAUUUGUUCACCGUGACUCCAAACCAAUGUUAGCUAUAGCUUAUUCUAAUGGAAACGUGGCAACUUACGUAGUCAAUAAUAGAUCAUAG